Acomys russatus (golden spiny mouse) is the source of this 2067-nucleotide messenger RNA. RefSeq names its product adaptor related protein complex 5 subunit mu 1 (gene Ap5m1). The transcript is spliced from 8 exons. Lineage: Eukaryota; Metazoa; Chordata; Mammalia; Rodentia; Muridae. Gene Ontology annotation, cellular component: cytosol; late endosome; lysosome. The record is from RefSeq and is a predicted model, not a curated record. Bases 72 to 1544 code for a protein of 490 amino acids. Gene Ontology annotation, biological process: endosomal transport.
GAAGACGUUUCUGCUCGGGCUGGCUGGCGACCUUAGUUUCUGUAAUGUUCUGACUCUACCGUGCCUUAACUAUGGCCCAGCGGGCUGUGUGGCUCAUACGUCACGAACCAGGAACUCCACUUGGUGGCUCAGUCAGAUUCUCCAGGCGGUAUCCUACUGUUGAAAAGCGAGCCAAAGUCCUCAAUGGAAUGAAUUAUGUUCCUGUACCUGAAGAUGGUCCCUUUCUUAAAGCAUUACUCUUCCAACUCAGGCUAUUGGAUGAUGAUAAGGACUUUGUGGAGAGGCGUGAUGGCUGUUCCCACAUCAACAAAACAUCUAUCUAUGGGCUGUCAGUAGGAGGUGAAGAACUCUGGCCAGUCGUUGCUUUUCUGAGGAAUGACAUGAUCUAUGCAAGUGUCCCACUGGUUGAACAAGCUCUCUCGCCUCGCCCACCUUUAAUUAGUAUUAGUGGAGUUUCACAAGGCUUGGAGCUGCUUUUUGGGAUUCAGGAUUUUCUUUACUCAAGUCAGAAAAAUGACACUGAUUUAAACACAAAAGUGAGUCAGUUGCCUGACUUGCUUCUACAGGCUUGUCCACUGGGUACUUUAUUGGAUGCUAACUUGCAGAAUUCACUGAACAGCAUUAAUCUUGCAUGUGUGACUCAGCCACAAAAACAGCCAGCCUGGAAAGUUGGAACAUACAAAGGAAAAGCACAGAUUUCUAUUUCUAUCACUGAGAAAGUAAAAUGCAUGCAAUAUGGUAAACAGGAGAUAGCAGACACAUGGCAAGUUGUUGGAACAGUCACUUGCAAGUGUGAUUUGGAAGGACUCAUGCCAAAUGUCACGGUCAGCUUGAAUCUCCCCACCAACGGAUCUCCACUUCAAGACAUUAUUGUUCAUCCCUGUGUGACAUCCCUUGAUUCUGCCAUUCUGACUUCUAGUAGCAUUGACACAGUGGAUGAUUCCGCAUUUAGUGGGCCUUAUAAAUUCCCAUUCACUCCGCCUUUAGAGUCAUUCAACUUAUGCCACUACACUUCUCAGGUCCCUGUCCCACCAAUAUUGGGUUCUUAUCACAUGCAAGAAGAAGAAGUACAACUAAAAAUAACAGUUAAUUUAAAACUACAUGAAAGUGUAAAAAAUAAUUUUGAAAUCUGUGAAGCUCAUAUACCUUUUUACAACAGAGGUCCAAUUACCCAUUUGGAAUACAAAGCUAGUUUUGGUCAACUUGAAGUAUUUCGAGAGAAAAGCUUAUUGGUCUGGAUUAUUGGCCAAAAGUUUCCUAAAUCAAUGGAAAUUAGUCUUUCUGGAGCACUCACUUUUGGAGUCAAGGGCCAUGACAAGCAGCCAUUUGACCACAUUUGCAUUGGAAACACAGCACACGUAAAGCUUCAUUUUAGGAUCGCAGAUUAUACACUCACCGGAUGUUAUGCAGAUCAGCAUUCAGUUCAAGUUUUUGCAUCAGGAAAACCAAAAAUAAGUGCAUAUCGGAAACUAAUUUCUUCUGAUUAUUACAUCUGGAAUUCUAAAGCACCUGCCCCAGUAACAUAUGCAUCAUUGUUACCAUAAUUUCCUCAUAUUCAAUUGGGAUUUAUAUGAUGGUAGCAUUCUGUAGGAGAGCCCUAGAGUUCUUAUUUGCUGCAUGUAGUCAUAUAACCAACCCAUGAUAGAGUGUGAAAGAAUAUCUUCAUGGCUAAUGUCUCCAUUGUUUGUUGUCCUCUGACUCAUGCCAGAAUGACUGAUUCAGAAUAUAUAUUCAUUUUAGCUUAAGACCAGUCUUGGGUCUCCCAGCCACAUGUGCUCUCCCUAUGGCAAGACAGUGCGAACCAGGCAGAGCCACUUCCUUGAGUAAAAGCUCAGCCUUCUCCUAGUGCAGUUUUUCAGCAGCUGUCCUGUGGGUUGUAGUUGAUUUACAAAGAAACUAUGUGCUUAUCCAAACCUCCGUAUGAACAGCAUGCUAUGACAGAACACCCAUGAUCUAGUUAAAAUCACCACACAUCCUUUCUUUCAAAGUAACAGUGGAAAUCACAGGAUAAUGUUCAAAUAGUCACCCUCUCUUCAUCACGUCUCUCCUGCUGGCCAAUAAAGAACC